Messenger RNA from Phoenix dactylifera (date palm), 814 nucleotides. NCBI's taxonomy places the organism in Eukaryota, Viridiplantae, Streptophyta, Magnoliopsida, Arecales, Arecaceae. The record is from RefSeq and is a predicted model, not a curated record.
GGGCGGUGGCAUAUUAUUUUUACGCGUGCGAAGGGUUUAGAAGGGUUUUAUUCCGCUUCAAUGCAAAACCAUCACUCAGUAGCAACGGCGGCGUCUCCCACCGCGCAGCGCUGAAACCCUAAUCGUCUCUUGGCCAUGCCUUCGAAACCCUAAUCCCCCAAACUCGCUGCUAUCCAUCAUCUCUUCUCCCAUGGCGGCCGACAUAGCGUUAGAACCCGAACCCCUGAAUCCGUGCUGCGCGGAGAUCAAGAAACGGUAUCAGAAGCUGGAAGAGAAGAGGAAUGCUCUCCGGCAGGCCGUGAAGCUCCUCGAGAACGAAACGAAUAAGCUCCUGAACGAGAAUCAGAAUCUCAAGAAGGCUUAUGAAGAGGAGCGGGCACGGACAGGGCGAGAGAAAGAAGCAAAAGAAAAGGAGUCCACUAUUAGAAAUCAGUUGGAGAAAGAAAUGCAUGACUUGAAGGCUGAGAUGUCCUCCUGUCAGAAAAGUGGAAGUUCGAGAAGUGAGGCUGAUGAUGAAAGUGGCCUGAUUCGCAUUUUGGAGGCAGAGGGAGAAGUAGGAAGGCUCAAGGAACUUUUAGAUGAAGAGAAAAAGCGAAGCAAUUCUGAGAAGAAGAAUGCUGAGGUGGAGAAGAAAAAAGCUGCUGAAGCAUGGAAAUUUGUGGAAGUGGAGAAAAGCAAGGUAGAAGAAGUAAAGAAACAUGUAGAGAUUGCAAGGAACAAAGCUGAUGAAUACAGGCUUUGCCUUGAAAAACUAAAGAUGGAAGCUAAUGAAGCAAGAGAGAAGUUGAUUGUGGGAGAUCUCCAAAGCAGAUGA